AUGUUUUCAUCUUUCCCGACGACGAGGCAUUCUUUCUCGGAGAAUAAGAACGCCACGACGACCACGAAAGAGCAGCAACAACAAAAAGGGGACGAUUUUAACGCCUACGGCGCGUUCAGUUGGUCUUCGAGAGCAUCGCGUUCUUCUUCUUCUUCUGGGGGGGGUCUUUUGAAGAGUGAAAAUCACGACGAGGUCGACGGGGAAGCGCAACACCAAAAUGUACCGUCGUCCGCAUCGCCGAGCGCGAAGAAGAAGUCGAACAACAACAACAACAACGCGUCGUCGUCGAGAGCACGAGGAGCAAAAACGACGACUUCACAGUCUUCUUUAUUGAGGAACAACAGUUUAACGAAAUCCCCGCGUUCACCGAAAGACCCGUUCGAUGAAGAAACGUACACGUUCAAAGAGGAAGCGCUUUUUCCCGUCAGCGAGAGGAUCAACGAGUGCUUACGAUUGGUCGCGGAAGGCGACGCGCCGUGGGAGACGCCGAAAGUCACGGCGAUAUGUUUAGCCUCCAACGAAGACGUGGUCUCAGAGAAGCAACCGGUAGGGACGAAUAAGUAUCGACGGAAAGCAGGGACGAUUAUCAUUAACGAGGAUUUCAUGGAGCAAGGGUAUAACGGAGGGAAGACGACGAGCGGGAAGGCGAGGACGGGGGAUUGCAUCGUGACCAAAGGCGGAGGGUUACCUGGGGUGGAACAUUUAGUGCAUUGCGUGGUGCCGAGAUACGUGGCGAGGUAUAAGACAGCCGCGGAGACCGCGUUGGUGCACUGUUAUCGAAACGCGCUGAGCAUGUGCAUAGAAGAUGAAGUCGGAUCCAGGAACAUCGGGUUGACCUUGUUGCAUAGGGACGAGAGGAAGUGUUACCCGAGGAGAGAAGGCGCGGAGGUGUUGGCGAGAACGGUGAGGAGGUUUUUGGAGAAAUGGGUGCAUAAAUUCGAAAGCGUGGUGAUUUUAUUUCCCGACGAGGAGACGAAAGCGUAUUACGAGAAGGAGGUGUUGCCGAUCUACUUUCCGAGGAACUUGAUCGAGUUGCAGCGGAGUCGAGAGGAGGCGAUGGAGUGCGACGAAAACGGGGAGAGGGUGAUUGUCGGGAGAACGAUUUCGAUCGACGCGUUUCCGAGUCGACACGAUUCUAGGGAUAGUCGUGAUGAUGAUGAUGAUGUCGAUGGUGGCUUUGAAGGAGAACGGGCGGCGACGAUGGGGAGUCGAUCGGAGUCGAUGGACAAUAACGGAGCAAUGAGCGAAGACUCGAGCGUCGGCGAAGACGAAGAUCUCGGGACGAAUACCGAAAAAAGUACCAAUCCUACAACUUUGCAACCACAACAACAGGAAGGGAGAAAGAGCGUAGAGAUAACGAUAGGUUACAAAGGCGGGCGACGCUGGCAGCACGGGAAAGGCUUGUUGAAAUCCGAUAAACACUCCCUCUCAAACAAGUCCAUGAACAACUUAUCGGAAGUGUUGAACGUGCCUCUCGGCGUGACCAUCGCGACGCCAGCGACGGGUGCGACGUUUAUAUCGCAACAUGAAACACCAGAAGAACGCAGAGCGCGAGUAGUGUCGAUAAGUCAAGGUAACAUCGAACCGUGGUUGUUGUUAAACGAGGCAACGAAAUUGAACGCGAAUUUCGACAAGUGCUUGUCCUCGGUCGAAGAUACGACGACUUUAGAAAACGAAGAGAUUGAGUAUGCGAAACUGUUACGCGUCGCUUCGCACUCUCUCGAUCAACUCAACGUGCUCGAAUCUGCCACCAGAGCGGUGACAGUAGAAAAGCACGCCGACUUUGCCGGUAGGCGGAUCAUCACCAUUGUCGGCGCGUUUGCCGAGCGAAUGCUUCGCGAAGGCGAAGGCGAUUUGUUAGCCAUGUCGCUUGCAAAUAACGUCGUCAACGCGUCGCAAGAAGGCGCUGCGUCUGGUUUUAUCAUCAUCUACCACCACACGGGACAAAAUAGCGAUUCAUUGACGUCCGAGCAGUUUGAAAUGCUUUUAUCCAAAGCGUUAGGACCGGCGCAUUGCCAAGCGCAAUUGAAAGCGUUAUACGUGGUCCAUCCGGGGACGAAAAUGAAAGCGCAGUGCUGGUGGUCGAGCUUGGGUAUCAAUCGAAACGACGGCGCGUGCGCAGCUCUAGGCAAAGCCGUAUAUGUGAACACGUUGGAAGAAUUGAACGCGUACGUGAGAGUGCAAGGAGGCGAGGAAUUGGAUGUUCCCGCGCACGUGAAGGAUUUUGACGCAAACGUCGCGGCGAAAGGAUCGUGGUACUAA
This is a messenger RNA of Bathycoccus prasinos, 2262 nucleotides long. RefSeq lists its product with no specific name. Bases 1 to 2262 code for a protein of 753 amino acids. The transcript has a single exon. The record is from RefSeq and is a predicted model, not a curated record. NCBI's taxonomy places the organism in Eukaryota, Viridiplantae, Chlorophyta, Mamiellophyceae, Mamiellales, Bathycoccaceae.